AUGGCGCACAAAAUAAAUCUUCACUGCCCUUCCAUCGACAAGACCAAGAGCGACUUCACCCUCGGACCUUUCGAUAAACAUGACAAGGUCCUCCAGCAAGUUCGCACGUUCUUCAAGAUCGACUACGCCGCCGUCUACGACAUCCGCGCUCAACCGAUCGACGAUAUCUGCGCCUGCGAAGCGGGACAGAUUGUGCAAGUCGCCGCGUCAAAGGGCGAGAUCAUGAAGUACUACAAACCCAAGGUCUGCAUCUUCUACAACGGUGAAGAAGAGGUGUCCAAUGAGUGGGUCGACGGUUACGGCUUGCCAUGGAAGGAUCUCAACGACUAUCAGAGGUGCUCGCACGUCAUGAGCCUCGGCAAAGGCCCAGGAGGUUUCGUCUUGGACAACACCAUCCGGAUCACGCGCCCGUACGCCGACGUUCAAAAGGACCUGAAGGAAGUCGCCGGUGCCGCUCCUGACGGUAUGGAAAGCAAGCGCAACCUUGGGAUUGCGAUCUUCUUGAAUUGGGCUUGGAAAUGGGAGAUGCUCCUGCCCGCUUCAAUGAAGCCCGCCAAGGAUAACGACAUGUCCUCCAAGGUUCUCGGUCUCCUCGUCGUCCUUUCCUCUUUCACUCACGGCUCCGCGAGCCUAGUACGCCGCUAUCUCGUCGACGCCGUCAACGCCCGCGUCUCAGGUGCGAAAGACGAUGAGACGAAAGACCCACUCCUCCGCGCUCAAGACGUCGUGCACGUGAUCAGCACACUGUAUGAGAAGGCGGGCAGCCUAGCUGCGAAGAUCGCGCUAGCCAAGGAGAAGGCGAUGAAAGACAAGAUGAAAGAGAAAGCGCGGAAGACGGCCUGGAAGGCGAAGCAGAAGACGGGAGGAAAGGGCAAAGAGCCAUCUGACGUCGACGAUCUUGCCGACCAGCUGGGUGGCCCUCACAACUACAUAGAUCUUACUUAG
This is a messenger RNA of Alternaria viburni, 945 nucleotides long. RefSeq lists its product as uncharacterized. The coding region runs from base 1 to 945 and encodes 314 amino acids. The record is from RefSeq and is a predicted model, not a curated record. The transcript is spliced from 3 exons. Lineage: Eukaryota; Fungi; Ascomycota; Dothideomycetes; Pleosporales; Pleosporaceae.